Messenger RNA from Symbiodinium sp. CCMP2456, 2001 nucleotides. Lineage: Eukaryota; Dinophyceae; Suessiales; Symbiodiniaceae. The record is from the annotation of a GenBank genome assembly.
AUGUGCCAGCCCAGCCCGACAAUAGCUGGCUUCCUCAGGCAGGCGGAGGACAACCUAGCACUGCUGAGAGCCCGGGCGCAGUUUACACCCCGGAAAGCUCGAGAAAAAGUCGCCGAGGAGAGCCCAGGAAGUGCUAGCGCUCGAAUGAGUCAAAGGUUAAGAGCCACGGGGUCCACUCGCGCUUCACCCCGGCCACAGGAGGAGCCAGCCGAGCUUGAGCUGCAUGCCGUGCACGCGGGUACGCUGCGCGAUCUCGAUCGAAAGAUCAGAGGCUUCGACGCGAGGUUCAAGUCCAUGGAGAAGGCUGUGGCUUCUGCGGCGGAUUUAGCAGCGGCCUCCUCGAGGUGUGGCCGUGAUGGCAUCGAGGCUGCAACCGCGGCAACUGCAGCGGUGCGCGUGGAAGCAGAGGCAAAAUGCCGCGAGCUUGCCCAACGUAUUGAAAGCCUAGCCGUUCCCGGACGUUGGGGCAAGGACCUGGAAGUCAAGAUCGACACCAUGGUCCAGGCAUCUCUCGACCACGAUUUGCGGUGUUUGGAGAGGCGGCUCGUGGCCCAGUUCUCGAAGCGCCACUCCGAGGUUCUGGAGGCAGCUGAGCAGAUGACCUCUGAGCUGAAGGCGGAGGUGGGCCAGCAACUGCAGGCUUUCAAGGAUGGCAGGAUCACGGCAGCCUGUGGUCCAACCCGCCCGGCGGAGGCCUUGGCCUUGGAAGGACGCCUGCGGCUCGCCGAGGCAGACCUGCAGCGUGCACUGCGGGAUGUUGACGACUGGGAGCGGGCAACGAGGCCAACCCACCACGAGCAGCGCAUCGACAAGCUGGAGGCUGAUCUGGCGAAGCUGUUUCAACGACUUGGUUCAACAUCUGACAUGGGAGUUCAGGACCUCCGCGCGCGGCGUGGAGUUCCAGAAGCUCCGUCAGAAGCGGAGCGUGACAAGGCCAGCCUCGAGUCGAGAUUUCAGCAAAGAAUCGGCGAACGAGAAGAGGAUGCGGGGUCAGCGUUGCGUGUGCCCGUCGCAGAGCGUACGCUGCAGCCCUCGGAGCUGCCAUGCGACAGACUCGGAGAGCUCGCUACAAAGGCAAGCGGGACCGUGAAUGUCGAGCAGACAGCGGCUGAACUUGAGGUGGCUUCCAAUUCUGGCACGCCUUCAGCGCCUCCCUCCCCCUCGAUGCCAAGUCGGCCGGUCGUCCCAUUUCAGCCACCAAGCCGACGCCCGACACGACCGUUGCUCACUGUGCCGGGGCCAGGGGUUCGGCGCAUGUCUGGCAUCCACGUCGUGGAAACGCCGAGCUCCACAACCUCACCCUGCGAGUGCCCUGCAUCCGAGAUUGGGGCCGAGCAGGCUGGACCGACUGCCGAGGCAUCUGCUGGGGCAAGGAUCUGGUCACAAUCUGAGAGGCACAAGUACAGUGGACGCGCAGGGAAUGAGAAAGGGAUUUCUUCUGCGAUGACCUGCUGGCUUUGGCUCACAGCACGAAUUCACCGAGUUGAAAAAGGCUGCAUCCCAGCCUUUGGCACUUCCUUUGGAAUCAUGUGCUUCGCUUCUCACAUGGCAGUGCAGGCAGUGCAGGCUGGCCCAAAGCCGCAACCGCGCCGAAGUCACAUCCGCCUCUGCAAGUCCAACGUGGGAAGGCUGACGGCUGCGGCCGUCGCUGCCAUGGCAGAGACGACUUGCAGUUCUUCGAAGCGACGCAUUCGGCAGCGCCUUCACAAGAAGUUGGGCUCCAUACUCACCAAAGCAGAGUUUGCUGAAGCGGUAGAAGUCCUGAAGGAUCUGGAAAGGCAAGCGCUGCUGACCAGCCAAGCGUCGGAUGAAAUCAUGGCCAUGUCCUCAAAUCCUGACGGCAGCGAGGCGAGCCGAGGUUGUGAUUCCACUACAGGGGAAGAAGACGAGCAUCUCGAGAUGCAAGCACGAUUGCUGACGACACCACUUCCAGUAGAGAGAACCUUCAUCCACUUCAAAACGUCUGUCCAACCGACUCGCAGACGGUCCCACUCCGUGUAG